UGCUCGCAUGCUCUCUUUACAGCAUCCAUUUGAUCUGCCGCGGCGCGUAUGAGCCGUUAAACGCUGCGUGUUGCCGAACGCUGCCGGGGCGCAAACUCGGCGAUGGAGAGGGUUGGGCGCGCAGGGUAAGGCGUGAUAUGCCAGCUUCAGCAUCGUGCUUGUGAGAAAAAGACGAGUGUGAUUUGAGCUGCGUUGUGUGUUUUCAGGUUUGGAGGAUUCAUCAGGACAUUAUACACACUUUGGAGGAUCAACAUAAUCAGGACCACAGCUCGACUAAAUGCAACAUUCCCUUUAGCUUUAAGAGGUCCAGAUAUCUGAGUGCAUCAUGGAUUUUGUGAUGAAGCAAGCGCUGGGCGGAGCCACUAAAGACAUGGGUAAGAUGUUAGGAGGAGAGGAGGAGAAGGAUCCUGAUGCCCAGAAAAAAGAAGAGGAGCGUCAGGAGGCUCUGAGACAACAGGAGGAUGAGAGGAAGGCCAAACAUGCUCGCAUGGAGGCAGAGAGAGAAAAGGUCCGACAGGCCAUUCGAGAUAAGUACGGACUAAAGAAAAAAGAGGAGAAAGAAGCCGAGGAGAAAGCAGCUAUGGAACAAGCGUGCGAGGGCUCACUGACUCGCCCCAAAAAGGCCAUCCCAGCAGGCUGCGGGGCGGAAGACGACGAGGAAGAGGAGAGCAUACUAGACACCGUUCUCAAAUUCCUACCUGGACCUCUGCAGGACAUGUUUAAGAAGUAACAGACACAAACGCUGAUUCCUACAGGCAUUCGGGUGCCGGGGGGAUUUUUUGCCAAACAGGUGAAAGGCUUUUCACUGCCUUGACAGAAGUUGAUUUACUCUUCUCUGAGGAUAGAAACACAAUUCAUAACCCAACAGCGUUUGGUCUUUUCACUGCCAUUCAGGUAUAGAUUGUUUACACUUUCUAUAGAUCUUUCUAUUUGUUUACAAUGCAUCGCCAGGGUCUCUGAUAUUUUCUGCCUUAAAGGUUCUUAAUGAUCAGCCCCACAUUCAAAACCGAUAUUGAUCGUUUGUACAGGGAUUAACAAAGUGCAAAAUAUGUCCGUAAUUUUUUCAGUAAAGAUUUUACUGACCAUUUUGUCAUCUGCGGCGGCUCUUAUGUUCCAUCAGAUAUGUUGCCAGUUUUAAAAAUGGGGGAAACUAUUAUGCUUAUCACCUGAAUACUCACAUGGUUUGCAGCCUGGCAGUUCUCAUUGUUUAUGAUAUAUUAUUCAUUUAGAUUUUUUUCUUUAUAAACAAUCUUUUCUCCUAUCAGUUCCUUCUUGUAGUGUGAAUUAGAACUUGGCCUGACCACAAGUAAUAUUCACAUACAUUUCGCCAGCAGAAGAUAUCAGGAAAAGCUCAGAACAGCAAAAAUGGCACAGUUUAUCUUUUUAUAAACCGGACCAAAUUACCCAUACAGUUUUCAGGACAGUAUUGAAAUUACAAGAAUUUACAGAAGCUUCAAUAUGUAUUCAGAUGUCAAACACUUUUCACUGAUGAUCUGAUGUUAGAUUACAGAUGACAAUCAGAUACAAAUCCAAGCGAAUUUUGGACAUGAGAAAUAAUUAUACAGCUGGUCUUAUAAAGACCUCUUUCUUAUUUUUGUAAUAUUUGGAAUACAAUUUAAAAUUGACACUUGCCCACAUAUUAAAACAAAAUAUACAACGGACUCUGCAUGUUGAUAUAUGUUGCAAAUUUUCCAAAAGUGUAAAUUUGAGAAAAAAUACAAUGUGCAAAAUUAUCAAGUAUUACUGGCAAAUUUGAAUCAUUGUUUUAGACAUUGUGUAUGAAAAAAUAAACAUGAUUCAAUCACUGCAGAAACACAAAAUGUAGAACACCAAAGAGAGACUCAUUACACUUCUACACAUCAGUAUACUUUGAGAUUGAUGCCAUAGUGCUAAAAUUCCAAUAAACAGAAUAUUAUUUGUAAUAUUUUCUUACAUUUAAUCAACAAGAAUAUUUUCUUCCUGCGGUGAAGCAAAGGAAGACAUCAAAUGGACAUCAAAUAUUAAAAAUGCAAAUACAGUAUAUGGUCCAAAAAUAUCAUCUUAGUGCUGGCUUGUCUGAAGUGCAUUUUUAAACAGUGUCUUUAAAAUUUUAACAAUGCCUUGCUAUUUGAAUUAUUUAAUUAUGUUUUCAUGUUUGAAGCAUUGAGUAAACACUGCCAUUUGAUAAACAUGUUGACACUUCUUGUGGGUAAAAGGUUAACGUUUACAUAACCGUUUAUUAAUACAGGUGUAUUGAUUCAUUUUGUAAAGAAAUACUCAACCGGGUAUUGUGUUGCAUGACGAAAAAUAUAAACUUUGGGUUCGUUAAAUAAAAAACAAAGUUAGUAUAUGUAUGUUUUCCAGAAUCACAUUUAAAUGUGACCCUUUUCAAACUAUUUUAGUAAAAUAUGUCAACUACAGGAAUAGACGUAUCUGUAUCCAUUAGGCUGAAUGUUCUGCGAUCGAAAUGCUUUUUAGAUUGUGAAGAUCAUUAAAAUAAAAAAUAACGUCCUACUUUAAAGUAAACCUUCCCUUUAGUGGUACCAAUGAGUGUUUUUUAAAUUAAACUCUUAAGAAAGAAGGAGACUGAUUUUUUCAUUUUUGUAGUCCUGAAGUGUUUUUCACUAGUCAAAGCCAUAUUGUUAGACUGCAAUAAGAAAUAAAAAAUACUAAGUAGAUAAAUCACCUUGUAGUUAUGCAUCUGUUAUAUCUGUACAAAUGUGUUGAUUUCUAUUGAAUCUGUCUUCAUAGUAUGUCAGGAAGUGUAUACGCUAUACACGGACAUUUCUGUAGAGAGAGAAUCUUUUAAAAAGAUUGCUACUGCACUGUCGUAAUGUCUACUGUGUGUGCUAAAUGUAAGUGCGUAUUUAUGUGUGUCUGUACUUGUCUGUGCUGUAAAAUUUGUUAUUGAAGCUGUUGAUGUCUUUUAAAUCAGAGGAGGCUGUGCCUGCUGUCAUGGAGACAGUGGGAAAUGGUUGUAUGGGUCAUUAAUGUUUAUGUAUGCAUGCAGAUAAACUUUGCAUUAAAUACCAAAUCAGAACGUCCGGAUGCGAGAUGUUUGUGUAUUACUGUCUGUCCCUGCAACAGAAUCCAUCUCAAUCUUACUUAUGUAAGGGGUAUGGAAAAUUGAUCAACCCUGUCAGGUUGCUGGAGAUGUUAGUUGUUUAUCAUUUGCAAUGUCAAACAAAAAUGUUUGUAGUACAAUAUUACGUAUUGGCGUAAAUAACAUCCGAUGCAGUGGUUCAUCCCUUUAUGCCACCAAUCGAAUACUGAGGCCACCAAAAAGUAAAGAAAAUUGAAGUCACACUUUACAUUGCAAAUGAUAAUAAAUUAAAUAAAAAUGCAACAACCAUCUUCAAUCAUUUAGGCAAUUGAUUUUAAACUUGACCUUUCUGUGAAUUGUUCCCUGUGUUUUUAUAUGAUUGCUUAUAUUGUGUUACAUAAUCCAAGCAUGAUCUUACAUUGCAAGUGUCUUCUAAGUGUCCGAACACUUUUUUGGGCAUUAUAUUUAAUAAUUCACAGAUUUCCCUCUUUAUACAUUCCAGCUGGAUGUUUAUUUUCCUGUAUUAUUUUAAUGACAUUAAUUGCAUUGGGUAAUAAAUAACUGGGUAAAGGGUCUUACUGUGUUGGUGAUUCUCUCAUGUUUAGGAUGCUUUUGGACUUUUAAUAUCCUAUAAAAUAAAAUGAUUUCUUCAUCUGUU
This is a messenger RNA of Triplophysa dalaica, 3680 nucleotides long. RefSeq names its product complexin 2b (gene cplx2b). The transcript is spliced from 4 exons. Gene Ontology annotation, molecular function: syntaxin binding. Gene Ontology annotation, cellular component: terminal bouton; SNARE complex. Lineage: Eukaryota; Metazoa; Chordata; Actinopteri; Cypriniformes; Nemacheilidae. Bases 326 to 730 code for a protein of 134 amino acids. The record is from RefSeq and is a predicted model, not a curated record. Gene Ontology annotation, biological process: regulation of neurotransmitter secretion; neurotransmitter transport; synaptic vesicle exocytosis.